AUGUCGUACCAGUAUCCGCCGCCGCCCCCCAACGGCGCCGAGAUGGGGAUGUCGGCUUCUGCGUACAUCCCCACCUACGAAUCCCUUCAGAGUUCUUCCGAGCUGGGCAUAGGGCCUGAGCAUGACCCAGCCUUCUCUCCAAGAGACCGCCGCGACUCUUUCUCAGCGGCCAUGCAUCUCAAGAGGUCCAUGUCGACACCCGAUGUUAGGCCACAUCUGCCUCUUCAGCAGGACCACAUGCAUCAACAAGGCCAGCCGGCCGAUCAUGCAUCUUUUCUUGCUGGGGAAAAGAGGAGGAACAAGCUGGGGUACCAUCGCACAUCUGUAGCUUGCGGUAACCGACAGAAGUCCGGGUCGCGCUCCUCUGUUGGGCCAGGAGGGGUGCCAUCUGCUUCCUCCUCGCCAGCCAUGGCCAGCGGGCAUCCUUCGGAGAUGCACGCCGGGCAGCAUUACACGCAUCCGCUGGUGAUACCCUCGAUGCAGACGAUGGCGCCACCAUCGACAAAGUCCGCUGGCGGUGAUGGCUUAGUAGUCGCAAACGCAUCCACAACUCGAGCGUUCGAGUACGGGAACGUGUCCAUGGCAAGCUGGAUGCCCGGGGAUGGCGUACCUAGCAGCUCCAGAUCCUACUCUCGAGAGUCGCCCGUCACUCCAGCUUUUUCGCCCUACACCACCAGUGCCGCGCCAUCCUCGGCAACUUGGACGACGCCCGGCAGCGAUGCCCACUCGCCUCGUGACGACUUGGGCUGGCCAACCUACCAGCCUCCCCCAACACGUUCCAUGUCGUUCGGGUCCGAGAGCCUAGGCAGCCACCACCAUCACCAACACCACCAGUACCCGUCCAUAUCCCAGGUCGCCAGCCCGGGUCGGUCCUACGACAGGAAACUGUCGUCCUUGUCCGCAGACAUGUAUCCCGUGGAAAGUAACCCGGGAACGACGCUGGAGCACAACGUCUCUCUUUCGGCAGGGGCCGUACCGCCAUCGACUUACGGCUCGUGGAAUGCAUCCUACUCUCAGGGAUGGUAUGACGAGAGCGGGGGGGUCGCAGACGAACAAGGCCACCAUUCGGCCCAGAGUCAGUCUCAAGGCGCCGGCAUCUAUUAUGCUAAUAGAUAG
This is a messenger RNA of Gaeumannomyces tritici R3-111a-1, 1116 nucleotides long. RefSeq lists its product as hypothetical. The record is from RefSeq and is a predicted model, not a curated record. NCBI's taxonomy places the organism in Eukaryota, Fungi, Ascomycota, Sordariomycetes, Magnaporthales, Magnaporthaceae. The transcript has 2 exons. The coding region runs from base 1 to 1116 and encodes 371 amino acids.